AUGAAGAUUCUGCAGCUAAAUCUUAAUCACUGCGAAGAUGCCCACAACUUGCUCACGCAAACGGCACGAGAGCUAAAAAUUGAUGUUGUACACAUAUCAGAGCCCUACAAAAAGCUCAACAUAGGAACCUGGAUAUCAGACAAAUACAACCAAGCAGCUAUUUGGGUCUGCAGCAUGCAGUCUAUCCAAAACCUUGCUUACCAACCAACAGUUGGCUUUGCAAGAGCAAAAGUUGGCGGGAUACAUCUCUAUAGUUGUUAUGCACCACCGAGCCUUUCAAUUGAGGAUUUUGCCAUAUUAGUAGAUAACCUCACGGACGAUGCAAAAAACUACAGUCCAGUAGCUAUUGGUGGGGAUUUCAAUGCUUGGGCAUGGCAUGAAUGGGGUAGUAAGUCCACAAACCCAAGGGGGCAGAUUCUCAUUGAAGCUAUGACGUCACUGGAUGUAGUUCUUAUGAACAGGGGUGACAAAGCAACAUUCGUUAGAGGGGAAGCAUCUUCGAUUAUAGACAUAACCUUUGUAAGCAGCCAACUUGCCAAAGGAAAAAACCACUGGAAAGUUACGGAAAUCUAUACAGCUAGUGACCACCAAGCCAUUUAUUGGGAAAUAGGUGCGACUAUAAAAGAUAGACUGAACACCAAAACUCAUGGAUGGAAAAUAAGCCAUUUUGACUCCGAAGCUUUCAAAGUAGCAUUAAUUGACCAGCCUCUCCUAGGUAAUGACCCUAACGAAAAAGCAGAUGUGAUCAAUAGAAGAAUUACUGUAGCCUGUGAUGAGACCAUGCCUCGUAAACGUAGCUCAUACCUACUGCCCCCGGUUUACUGGUGGAACGAGACGAUCUCUUCAAUCAGAAAGCAAUGCAUCAGGACGAGAAGGCUUGCACAAUGCGCUCGUAAGAAGCCACAUUACCAGAAGAUGAGGGCAAGUUAUAAAGAGACACGCAGACUGUUGAAUAGAGCAAUCAAGGAGAGCAAGAGAAGGUCUUGGGACGAAUUACUGAUGGAGCUCGAAACGGACCCGUGGGGAAAACCCUAUAAAAUUGUAAUGUCACAGUUGAAAAGACAGCCGUCACCUAGUCCGAAAUGCCCGAAGUUACUCAGUGACAUUGUAACUACACUUUUUCCCAAACAGAAAAUGUACAGGUUGAGUAUACCAACACGCAAAGAGGAGAUUCAACUAUACCGCCAGUGA
Messenger RNA from Leptidea sinapis, 1191 nucleotides. RefSeq lists its product as uncharacterized. Gene Ontology annotation, molecular function: catalytic activity. Lineage: Eukaryota; Metazoa; Arthropoda; Insecta; Lepidoptera; Pieridae. The transcript has a single exon. The coding region runs from base 1 to 1191 and encodes 396 amino acids. The record is from RefSeq and is a predicted model, not a curated record.